Eleginops maclovinus (Patagonian blennie) is the source of this 4178-nucleotide messenger RNA. RefSeq names its product heme transporter FLVCR2-like. Gene Ontology annotation, biological process: transmembrane transport; heme export. The transcript is spliced from 10 exons. The coding region runs from base 414 to 1913 and encodes 499 amino acids. Gene Ontology annotation, cellular component: membrane. Gene Ontology annotation, molecular function: heme transmembrane transporter activity; heme binding. Lineage: Eukaryota; Metazoa; Chordata; Actinopteri; Perciformes; Eleginopidae. The record is from RefSeq and is a predicted model, not a curated record.
GAGGCGGUUUAAGUCCGGGUAGAGGGUCACAGCAGGCGCUCCCACACGUGUGACAACACGGUAAACCUCUUCCUGAAAGACUCAUAUUCAUUCAUGAAAGUAUUAAGCGUAAACUCGACUACUGAACUAACUCGAAUCCCGGCUGAGGAAAUGCCGCUCAAACUGGAAAUUGUAGAGCCUACACCAUCCCAUUGUUGACCCGUUUGUGGAUUUUAGACUACAACUUUUUUUCAGUGAAAUUAGGAAGUGAGAGACCUAUCUGUCGUUCACAGAUCGAAAAGUCCUAGAUGUUUAGUGUUCGCCCAUGAAACAGGUCGAAUUCAGCCACUUUCAGCUUAGUUUACAGUGGUUUAACCCACAGCGUUGACUGCCAACGUUAUACUCCAUGAGUAUAUUUAGCAGACUACUUUAAUAUGACCGAGAAACAACCUUUAGGAGACACCAAACCAAACGACGAUGAUACCAAGGGAGACCUUGUCAAACAGGAGGGGGGUGACGCGGUGCUGCAAGCCGAAGACCCAGGUCAGCUGGACGGUCAUGGAGCCGUGCAACCCACCGGUCUGUACAAACGACGCUGGAUGAUCGUCCUUCUGUUCAGCUCAUAUUCACUGUGCAACUCUUUUCAAUGGAUACAGUACGGCAUCAUCAACAACAUCUUUAUGAAGUUCUACAGCGUGGAUGCCUUCACCAUAGACUGGAUGUCCAUGAUCUACAUGCUGACAUACAUUCCCUUCAUCUUCCCGGUGACCUGGCUCCUGGACAAAAAGGGGCUCCGGGUCAUCGCGCUGGUGGCCACCGCGCUUAACUGUGCAGGCACGUGGAUCAAAGUGGCCAGCGUCAAACCCAACCUGUUCCCCGUCACCUUUCUGGGACAGUUCUGCUGCUCGUUUGCGCAGGUGUUUAUCCUCGGUAUGCCGUCGAGGAUCGCUUCUGUGUGGUUCGGCUCAGAGGAAGUGUCCACGGCCUGCUCCAUCGGAGUCUUCGGGAAUCAGCUGGGUAUUGCCAUCGGGUUCCUUGUGCCUCCUAUCCUGGUUCCGAAUGUGGACGACAUGGACGAGCUGGCUCACCAUAUCAGCAUUAUGUUCUACAUCACAGCAGCAGUGGCUACCUUACUCUUCAUCCUCGUGAUCAUUGUCUUCCAGGAGCGUCCUAAACUUCCUCCGACUCAGGCCCAGGCCACAGCUCGAAGCAUCCCACCUGAGCAGUACUCGUACACGGCUUCUGUCCUCAGGCUGCUCCGCAACCGGCCCUUCAUCCUCCUCAUCAUCACAUACGGUUUGAAUGUUGGAUGUUUCUAUGCUGUCGGCACCCUGCUAAACCGCAUGAUCAUUGAGCAUUACCCUGGAGAAGAGGUGAAUGCUGGGAGAAUAGGCCUCACCAUUGUCAUUGCGGGGAUGGUUGGCUCCCUGAUUUGUGGCAUUUGGCUGGACAAAACUAAAACCUACAAACAGACAACCUUUGCUGUGUACUUCAUGUCUCUGGUGGGGAUGAUCAUCUAUGCUGCUACACUCAGUCUGGGACACCUCUGGGUGGUCUUCAUCACUGCUGGAGCUCUCGGGUUCUUCAUGACUGGCUACCUGCCGCUGGGCUUUGAGUUUGCGGUCGAGCUGACAUACCCAGAGUCCGAGGGAACCUCAUCCGGACUCCUCAACUGUUCAGCACAGGUGUUUGGCAUUAUUUUCACCAUCAGCCAGGGGAAGAUCAUCGACAGCUUCGGCACUCUGGCAGGAAACAUCUUCCUCUGUGUUUUUCUUCUAAUCGGCACAGUGAUGACUGGCCUAAUCAAGUCUGAUCUGCGGAGACAAAAUGCAAACCUGUUGGCCAAAGCAGCAGCGGCGAAGCAGAUGUCAGGACAAGACAACGGAACCACAACGCUAAUCUCCAAUCAACAGCCCCCUCCUUCACAACCCUGAUCAAUUCACCUUUCUGCUUCCACAAAAACAAUCUCCUCAAAUCUUAGCUCGACAUGCAGAUGCACAAAGGUAGGAGCUCAGAAAUCCGCACACACUGCCGGCAAUCAAGAACCUGCUGCACAUCUGUCCACCUGUUCAACCUGCUUGUUCUGUCCUCUUGUUUCUAACUACUUUACAGUAGAUCAAAUUCACAAAAUCAUGUAAAUAUGAAACUUGUUUUCUUACUAAUCCUGUUCUAGAUUAUGUUAUUUAUUGUUAGCAAGGAGACAUGCAUGUGAGUACAAAACCAUGUUCGCUAAUUUAUGAUAGCUUUGUUUAUGAAAUGAAGGCCUUAUUUAUUCAUGUGUGAUUUUAUUAUGUAUUAAUAUACAGGCAUUUUUCAAAAAAGACAUGUUGGCAUGUAAAGCACAGGUGUUAGUUAUUUAAUUGUUAUUGGCUGAAUUCCAUUUAGCUGAAUCAGCUGGGGUUUCUGGUAUAGACAGAGUGAGUUGUGUUGUCAUUCAGGGGUAUAAAACAAAUGGUAGGGAUUAAAAGCAUAUGAGAAAAUCAACAAUUGGAGUUGUUUUUGUGCCUUAAAAAACUCUCUGAGAAGGAAAUAUCUCAGCUAGCACAGAUUGCAGGAUUAACUCCAGUGAGCCAGUCAGAUCUAAUAUAUUUAAUACAGUGUGUGGAAGGCUCUCAGUGAAACUACAGGAACAAUGGACUUUUACUGUGUGUGUGUGUAAAGCCAUUCCAUUGAAGACAUUGCAAUGUUAUUACAUUAAUGUUAAUGACGGUGCAUGCUACGACAUGCCAAAUGUCUACUGUGAAAAAGUCCAAUUGAUGUUCUUUAUUUGUGCAUCUGUGUGUUUUCAUCUGGCAUGUUUUCUGUAACUUGAGCUGUUUUCAUCAAGGUCUGAAUACAGAGUUAAAUUCAAUUAAAGCGUAGUUCAAAUAACUACAUGGAAGCAAUCCUAUUUCUGAAGCUGCUGAAGUAGUUUACAUUGUUCUGUUCUUUUUUACGAGUGUAUCUUUCAAAUUUAAGUCAUUUUGCACGGAAUCCGACCUAAAGGGACAAUUUACCCCAAAAAUAUAACAAAACAAGUUGUUCUUUACUCACUGUAGUAAUAUUUGCACCUUGUGAUUUGGUUACUUAGGAUAAUGCACAGAACAUGUUGUGAGUACUUUAUUCUACCAUAUCACCGUACAGAAGGAACUGGAAUAUACUCAUGGACGAGAGUCUUUCUGAGAGCUAAGAUUACAUUCCAGCAGAGAAGGACGCCAAUAAUAUUUACAUUUUACUCGUGUUUUUUUCCAUGAGUAGAUUCACGCCUACUUCUUCACAGUGAUUCCUUUGGAGGUAUAGUCCAACGGAAAUAAAUGAAAUAUCUUUUGGUGCUUGGAGAACCAACGCUCAGCAUUCGAGACAAAUGGCUCACAUCAACACAAUCUAAAUUGAUAAAUUACUGUUUUCUUUGUUAAGGGGUGAACUUACCUCUCCUACCUAAAAUCUCGAGUGAAAGAAAGAAAACGUCUUUAUUGAAUCCGUAACACUGUUGACUUAACAAGCCUGUUUUGAUUGAUAGGGACCUUCCGACUAUCUCAAUGGGAGCGUGGCAUCAUCGUCUAUCAUCGAAGAAGCCAAGCUUUAGAGGCCACACACACACACACACACACACACACACACACACACACACACACACACACACACACACACACACACACACACACACACACACACACACACACACACACACACACACACACACACAGUACAAGCCUUGAAAAUGACCAUGAUCUCCUUCCUGUUACAGUGUAACAUACUGAGAUAGAACAACUCAAUAAGGAAUGUUUGAAUCCCACUUCCCUUCUAAGAAGAGUUAGAUAUAAUAUGUUGUAUUAACUAUUUAUAAAUUAAAAACUGCUCAAUUUCAGCAUAUCAAAUUCACUGUUAUUGUUGUUUUUAAGUGUUAUUUGAAUGCUCUCACUAAAUCUGCCAGACAAAUCUGAAUUGUUGGUUUGUGCCUCAACAAUUUUACCUUGUCAGUAUUUUAAAAGGUGUUUUUCAAUGUGUGUAGAAGUAACUAAUUUCAUUAUUGCAACAACAAUGAAUCAUGUAAAUACAGUAUCCAGGUAUUCAUCAGUGAUUUUGGUUGAAGAUCUUUGUGAUGAAAUAAUGCAUACAGUCCAAUAAGGGACACAAUUAAUGAUAGUUGGAUAACAUUAUUUGUAAAACCAUGUAUGUUUACUUGUAUCACAUGAAAUAAAAUAGUUUUAUGAAAAUGA